AUGAGUACACAGUACUAUGAGGGAAAUAUUCAUUCGUUAUCCUUCCCUCAUGCAGAAAGGGUUUCUUCACAAGCCAAUUAUAUUGAUCAAGUACCCGAAGUAACCAUCACAAAAAUUGUACUUUCAGUGCUUGCUUUUCUAGGGUUUCUUGGGUACUUGUUUGUGGGUGUCCUAUACAUGUCUGAGACCUACUGUCCAAAAUCAAAAUCCCUUCAAGUGAUUUUGCAUUCUUUGACAACAUCAAAUUUCCACGCCAAAUCCACACAUCCAUUGAACACCACCAAAUGGGAAGCCACCCUCACCAUACAAAACUAUCACAAGAGCAAGCUCAGGAUCCUCGUGUCGGACCUCGAAACCCUCCUUCAUUACAAAAACUACGGAUUUUCAUGCUCCUCGGGGUUGAGAAAACCGAUGGAGAUUGGAAGCCUGAAGCAGAGGACGGUGAAGCUGAACAUUAGCCACUCAGCAUGUGCUGAGAAGCCCUAUUUGGUACCAGAGCUAAAUGAAAAGGCAAUUAGGGAAAGGAGGAGAAGGCGUUUGAGGUUGAGCUUGGAAAUGAAGAUGGUGAUUUCAUCUGCCAUGAUUCAAUCAGCUUUUGGAGGAAGAUUUACCAUCGUUGAUUAUAGAAGUUUAGAUGUGUUAGACGUUGAAUUUUUUCAUGGAGGAAAGGGUAGAUUGGUUCAUCGUGAUGUAAAGCUGCGGAUGAAUUCCACUUUGUCAACUAAUGAUAAUUAUUAG
Molecule: messenger RNA, 738 nt
Organism: Prunus armeniaca (apricot)
Lineage: Eukaryota; Viridiplantae; Streptophyta; Magnoliopsida; Rosales; Rosaceae
Source: the annotation of a GenBank genome assembly